AUGGGGCGGUUUCCAUGGGGUCAAGGACAACCAAAGCACAGCAGCGACAAGCUGCAUGCCAUCACCCAUGACUGGUUCUCGAAAGACAAUGCCGAGCCCUCGAGACAAGCUUUGAACGACAUGAAAAGAGAACAGAGCUUUGGGUCAGGCACCAGCGAUGGAUCACCGAGAUACCAAGGACGGUCACGGGCCAACACCACUAGCUCAUCCAUAUCUUUCUAUGCCAGGUCGGGAUCAGACGCUUCGAAUGAUCUUACUUCCCGACCUUCAUCUCGGCAGAGUUUCGUCGAUUCAAGUCAGCCAUUUGGCGAACGUCACGACAAUUCGGCUAAGAGCUUACUGUCGAGGGGCUCUCGAAUCUUAAAGCGGCAGACAAGCAAGUUGAGUCUUUUGCCUUCUUCGACUGAGGAAAAGACCAUUGUUCGUGUCGAGGGAAAGGUCGGGCAAGGAUCUCCGGUCAAGGGGCUUCAACGGCAGCUCACCUUCAGCUCACAGCGAGAUGAUCUAAGAAGAAACAUAUCGACACCUUUUGCGUUUCAACACCUGAGUCACGGCGACCAAGCGCAUUUCCAGAGUCUUGACAACGUCACAAGAACCAGACUGACUUCCGAAUUCAAUGCUAUUCAGGCCGACCAGCGACCGGACGACCGUAUCCGAGGCAUCCCAGUCACAGACUUACCUACGCAGGGAACAGAAUCAGAAGUUCGUAUAGGUUCGGAGCCAACAUCGCCCACAACCAGUGCAAUUCCCUACCUGCCGACGACACCACCCCGUCCUCAACCUCCUCCUAAGGAUCCCUUGGUGUCGCCUUGCAGUCCAUCAGAUAUCCGCCUAUCCCGCUCCAUGGAGAACUUUUCCCGGCCAACAAGGUUGUCCAUGGCAGCCAGUGACCUUCCUUCGCCGUUUGCUUCUUCAUCCAGGCUCUCAGCCAUGAGUCCGGUGUGCCGGAAUAGCUUUUCCGCCAAACCUCUCCCACAAGUUCCAACUGUAGUACAUGCUGUCUCUACCACGGAUGAUGUUGCGCUUCCAUUGCGAACGGCUCCGUUGCCUUCUCCACCCAACACCAUAAUGGAGGUUGUGGAAGAAGAAUGCACAGAGCAGAUAAAUGCCCAAAUUUCGGACACCCCACCGAGCCGGGGUCUUCAAUUGGCGGAGCCCAUUUCUCCCAUCCAGCGCAGGCGACGCAGCCAAUCUUCCGGUGAAAUCGACUUUGACAUGUCAUACUACAGCAUGGCACCUAUCAUUACAAGCCCGGAGGGAUCCACCGCCACCAAAAAUCAUGAUUGCAAGCCGAAACACCGUAUCUCCAUUGGUGUGAAAACAAUCCAGCUUGAGGAUUGGGAGGACGCCAUCGAUUACUCUUGGGAUCACGCAGCAGAGCUUGAAGAGGUCGAGAACAGAGGCGCCCCGACGACUGACCGGUCCAGACCUCCGAGUAUUCAACAUGAGAGUUUCCUGCACGUCGAACAAGGCGCUGCUGACGAAACGUCGUCUGCCGCUUCAACUCCCCUGAUGAUGCAAGGGGCUCGCGAAGGGUUCGAAAUGCACCAAAUGGAACAGAAACCCAUCCCGUCGCGUCGCCUGGAUGAGGAGCCUUCAUCCCCAUUGCUUGGGCUCGGUAUCGACUCCGUUCAAUCAGUGCCGACCGAUACUGUCGCCCAGUCUGAUGCAGCACAUAUUGAACCAGGUGGCAACCGUUUCGAGUCGACAGAGAUCUACCGUCCCAAUUUCAUCCGAAGCCCAAACUCGUGCAUGAGCAAGUCAAGCUCGCAAGAGAGCAUCAUUCUCUCCAUCGCCUCCUCUAUCAUUGGGACACAUCGGUCUUCGAAUUCGAGCACAAGUCUGUCCGAUUUCACUCACCUGGCCAAUUUCGGAGGAUCACUGGACAACCUCAAACUUGACUUUGAAGGGACCAGUUUCCCCGUGGAGAUGCGCGCCAGAGACGGAAGUCAAGACACCAUCCGUGAAGAGUCUCAGGGACCGUCUGCUACGGCAACAGAGGAUCUCGACACUCGAUUUGAUUCUCCAGUGGCCUUCAAAACUUCACCAAACCUCAAGCAUGACCGGGGGAAAUCGGCAUCUCAAAUUCCUAUUCCUGAGAGAAAAUCCUCCAUGCCUGGGUCGGAUAUUUCGCACACGCAUACCGGCCGGAGACGCGCAGGCACCACAAACUCUCGUCCUCGAGGCAACACCCGCGUCUCAUAUUCUCUAUUUCCGAAUACAUGA
This is a messenger RNA of Capronia epimyces CBS 606.96, 2226 nucleotides long. RefSeq lists its product as uncharacterized. Lineage: Eukaryota; Fungi; Ascomycota; Eurotiomycetes; Chaetothyriales; Herpotrichiellaceae. The transcript has 2 exons. The record is from RefSeq and is a predicted model, not a curated record. Bases 1 to 2226 code for a protein of 741 amino acids.